UUUUUUGGGGGGGGGGGCGCCGGAGACAGAAAUGUCACCGUCUGCUAUAAAUAAUCCCCUCAGCAUCAGUGUCGGCCGACCCGACCCGCACUGCUCAUUGCCAUUCUCUCUGAAGACAGCCACUGUCGCGUCGGGAACCUCUGCGCGACUCGGGCGCAGUAUUCCUGCCAUUUCCACGACUGGACCCCCAACCUGACUGACAUCACUGCGUCUGGCGAUAUAGAUAGAUCCGUAGCACCUCCUCCUUCCUCCUCCCAUCAAUUCGGAGCAGCCCGUGUGUGUGUGUGUGUGUGUGUGUGUGUGUGUGUGUGUGGAGUCGGUGGCACUUAAUCACAGCGCGCACCAAGGCAGGAGGCGGGCCGUCGGGCGUGAACGAAAUAGUAACGGAGGAGCCGGAGAGGCAGCAUACGUGUGGGACAGCGCAGGCAGAGGAGCUAUCCGCACGCAGGACCGCUCUUGGUUGGGUUUUUUUUUUAACCUCCCGCUCCUGUGUCCUCCGCUGUAUCCAGCGCCACAGCUCCGUCCCCCAGAUCCCAGGUCCGGUCUCUUCCCACCGCGUCCGACUCGUUCGCCGCCAGGGCUUCGUUGGAGAUGUCCAAAAAGAGACCAGCCGAGCCGGAGUCCCGGGUGAAACAGCAAGCCGCUCUGGGCAACGCCAUGACUCGCCUCCCCUGCUUCUCGCCGGAGUCUGUGGAAUGAAGACGGCUUAAGGUCUGAGGUCCGAGCAGGAGCGCAAAGAUGUCGGUGCCUUUGCUGAAGAUCGGCGUUGUGCUCAGCACCAUGGCGAUGAUCACCAACUGGAUGUCGCAGACCCUCCCCUCUCUGGUGGGGCUCAAUACUACCAAGCUCACGGCGGCACAGGGCGGAUAUCUAGACCGGAGCACCGGAGUGUUGCCAGCAAACCCGGAGGAGUCAUGGCAGGUGUACAGUUCAGCCCAGGAUAGCGAGGGAAGGUGUGUCUGCACUGUGGUGGCGCCCCAGCAGUCCAUGUGCUCACGGGACGCCCGCACCAAACAACUGAGGCAGCUGUUGGAGAAGGUCCAGAACAUGACCCAGUCCAUCCAGGUGCUGGACCAGCGGACCCAGAGGGACCUGCAGUACGUGGAAAAGAUGGAGGUCCAGCUCCGAGGUCUGGAGACCAAGUUCAGGCAGGUGGAGGAGAACCACAAGCAGAACAUCGCCAGGCAAUACAAGGCCAUAAAAGCGAAAAUGGAGGAGCUUAGGCCGUUGAUACCAGUGUUGGAGGAGUACAAAGCCGAUGCCAAAUUGGUAUUGCAGUUUAAGGAGGAGGUCCAGAAUCUGACGUCAGUUCUAAGCGAACUUCAGGAGGAGAUGGGGGCCUAUGACUACGAGGAGCUCCACAACAGAGUGUCAAAUCUUGAGGAGAGACUCCGAGCAUGCAUGCAAAAAUUAGCGUGCGGCAAACUGACGGGCAUCAGUGAUCCCAUCACCAUCAAGACGUCCGGAUCCAGGUUCGGUUCCUGGAUGACCGACCCUCUGGCCCCUGAGGGAGAUACUCGGGUCUGGUACAUGGAUGGUUACCACAACAACCGCUUUGUGCGGGAGUACAAGUCCAUGCAGGACUUCAUGAUGUCGGACAACUUCACCUCCCACCGGCUGCCCCACCCGUGGUCCGGCACAGGUCAGGUGGUCUACAAUGGCUCCAUCUACUUCAACAAAUUCCAGAGCCACGUCAUCAUCAAGUUCGACUUCCGCACCUCCUCCAUCAGCAAGUCCCGGCAGCUCGACUACGCCGGCUUCAACAACGCGUAUCACUAUGCCUGGGGCGGCCACUCUGACAUCGACCUAAUGGUGGACGAGGGGGGCCUGUGGGCCGUCUACGCCACCAACCAGAACGCCGGCAACAUUGUCAUCAGCAAGCUCAACCCCAACACGCUGCAGAUCGUCAAGAGCUGGACCACCAACCACCCCAAGAGGAGUGCCGGCGAGUCUUUCAUGAUCUGCGGCACGCUCUACGUCACCAACGGCUACUCAGGAGGCACCAAGGUCUAUUACGCCUACUCGACCAACUCCUCUACCUAUGAGUACAUUGACAUUGCCUUCCAGAAUAAGUACUCGCAUAUCUCCAUGCUGGACUACAACCCGCGUGACCGCGCUCUCUACGCCUGGAACAAUGGCCACCAGGUGCUUUACAAUGUCACACUGUUCCACGUUAUCCGCUCAGAAGAACUGUAACUGGAUGGAUUACAUUCAUCGAUACAUAUUGUCUAUGUAGAGACCUCCCUAUAUAAGAAAAUAUAUCUGCGAAAGAAAAAGACUAACGGCAAGACCAUUCAAUUUAUAAUCAAACAACGUUUACCGAGAGACUGAAUCAACAGUGGACGCAACGUGGAUUGAAUGUGCAUAUACAUGACACUGAAAAAAAAAAAUCUAAAAUUAAAGGGUUUCAUUCCAAAAUGUCAGAGAAAAAAAACCUUUAUAAAUUCAUAUCACAGCCAGGAAUGACAGAUAAAAACAGAAAUGUAAAUUAAAAAAAAAAAGACUUAAAAAGAUACCCAUAGUAGACUUUAUUUUAAUAGCUGCCAUCCUUUUGUUAGAGGCAUUUUAUUUUGGAAUGAAACUCUUUAACUGUUUGCCGCAUAGAAACUGAUUGUAAAACGUAGACUACAGUAUAUAUGAGAUAUAAGAGAAUAAGAACAGAUGCCAAAAAAAGAAAAUGAACAUCACGCCUUUUUUUUUUUAAUAUAGCGUAGUAUCAAGUUCAUUCCCGUGGCUCCGGUAUUUCUGCAGAAAUACCCCCCAGCUGAACUUCUUUCUUUUGGUCACAAGGGGUCCUGAGACAAUGACUGUUGGUAAUAAACUGAAGGACCCCCAGGACGAGACAGAAAGAUGGGAGGUCCGUCUAGUCAGAAGACCUUAUAGCCUAACGGGUGCGGUCUGCCAUAUCGUUUUUAUCACGUACAGUAGCAAAUUUAAAAAAGUCUGUAGACAAACAGCAAACAACAAUAACAACACCCACUAAAAGACCUGAAGGCACUGACUGUUGACAGCGCUGUUCUUUAAGAUGAUUUUCCUGUGUUAGUGACAAUGUGUGAAAAAGGCUUUCUUUGCAUGAGUGUUUUCUACCACUCCGGUAUGCUCUACUGAAUGUCUUUUGUUGUGUGAUACUGUAAAAAAAAAAAAGAAGGAGGGUAGGGUGGGAGGGGGAACAAUGGGUACGAUACCUUUGGGAUUUGCAAAGAUAUUUGCUUGUUUUGUUUUUUUUCUUUCUUGCUUCUUUAUACUCCGUUCCUGUCUUUUCUAUUUCUUUGCAAUCGUUUUAUUAUUCAAAUGUUCUUGUAUCACUGUAAUUGUUAGCACCGGCUUUGCCUCUCUGUAUUUGUUUAUUUGGGCUGUGUGGGAGGAAUCUAUCAAACCGAAGAAUAUAUCACUCUGAAGGAAAAAGAAAAAAAAAACAACAACAACAAAAAAACAAACAGAUUGUAAUAAGUAUUGUAUGCGGGGAACCUGGUCCUCCUAUCUUCAAUUCACAUCAUGCGCCUGUCGUAGGGAGAGGUUUUUUGUUUUUUUUAGGAGGAUUAUCCUGUCAUGUACCCCGCCUCCCCUUCCACUGCUAGUGAAGGAUAAUGCUGUUUAAAUGUAUACCCGUGCUGAGGACAAAAGCUUCCCACUCUUUUUGCGCUUUGCUGGACAUGUGUUGUAUCUGAGAUAAGAUAGUUAAUGAUUCGUGUCAAUAAAACGGAGAAAUCUGA
Scophthalmus maximus (turbot) is the source of this 3713-nucleotide messenger RNA. It is a transcript of the gene olfm1b, whose product is annotated as olfactomedin 1b. Bases 739 to 2196 code for a protein of 485 amino acids. The record is from RefSeq and is a predicted model, not a curated record. Lineage: Eukaryota; Metazoa; Chordata; Actinopteri; Pleuronectiformes; Scophthalmidae. Gene Ontology annotation, biological process: signal transduction. The transcript is spliced from 6 exons.